GUAUAUAAGAUGUUGUCUCGUGCAAGAGCUUCAGUCGUUCUUGACUCUCUGACCAUAGAGAUACUCUCGUUCGUAUAGAAGAAAAAAGAAAUCCAAAAAGAAGAAGAAAAAAGAAUCAAAACGAAACGAAAGAAAUAUCGCGAGUGAUAACCAAUCGAAUCACAAAGUGAGAACACCAUGAGAUUGUUCAGUUUCGUGCCAGUGUUGGUACUACUUUUCAUUCAAGAUUCCUUUGCUAAACCAGGUUUAAUUGGUGAUUUGACAUCUGGUUUAUCAAGUGGAAGUCUUUUGGAUCCACUUGGACUAUUUAGCAAAGGAGAUAAGAGUCAGGCUUCUGCCAAUAGCAAUGCUCAAUCAUUAGGUACCAAUUUGAAUCUUGGACCAUUGGGCCUGUCCAGCAAUUUGGCAUCAUCCUCGGCAUCAGCAACAGCCCAUGGGGGUGGUUCUGCAUCUGCCAAGGCAAAUUCUAAUGCUCAAAGUUAUGGUUAUAAUGGUGCCAGUGCUAACGCCAAUGCUAACGCCAACGCCAACGCCAACGCCAAUGCCAAUGCCAACGCCAAUGCUGGAACUUCAGCCAAUGGUGGUGCACAAGGCUAUGAUGGUUCUUCGAGUCUUUACAACGAUGGAUCUUUAAAUAACAAUGAUAUCACUGGCAACUAUAAUUUAAGACCAAGUGAACCUUAUUCGAACAAUAUCUUUCCUUCGAAUGGACAAUACGGCGGUUACGAUGGUUCCUCAUAUAAUUCUGGAAAUGCUCAGUCAAAUGCUAAUGCAAAUGCUGAUGCAUAUAGUGGUAACAAUGGAGGUACUUUGCUUCCAUCAAAACCAAACCCAUCUUUGGGACCAACUUAUGUCGCUGAUUAUGGCCCAUCUUAUCCUCAGUACCAAGGAAAUAGUGGUAGUACUUCUGGAAAUUCAAAUGCAUAUUCUAGUGCCAAUGCAAAUGCAAAUGCUAAUGUUAAUUCUGGUAGGACUGAGUAUGGAUAUAACAUACCCGAAUCAAUUCCUAUAAAUAUCCCACAAACGGUACAACGACCACAACCUACCUUACAUCAGAAACCUGUAAUAAUAAAUCAAUCUCCACCAAACCCGAUAAUUCGGCAACCUAUACAAAAUUCAAAUGCUCAUUCCAGUGUCAGUGCAAAUGCAAAUGCUAAUGCUAAUAAGAUUGACCGUGGAUAUAGAGUACCAGUAAUCGAAUCCAUUCCUAUAAACGUUCCGCAAAAUAUUCAACGACCACAACCUGUCCAACAAAGACCUGUAAUAAUAACUCGACCUCCACCACACCCAAUACAUCAACAACAAAGACCGAUUAUUCAUAGUGUUCCUGAGUUACAUAAUUCAGCAACACUGCCAGUGGUUAUCGUCGAAGGUCCGCAACAACAACCAAUAAGCAGACCUGGUGUCUAUCCUCAACAUCGACCUCAUUAUCAUCAUCCACAUAGACCAAAGCAACAACCUAUUGAAAUCUUCGUUAUCGAUGGUGACAGCAUUCCGACUCAAGCUCAAGGUGGAUAUCAUGGCAAUUAUGGCGCAAAUUCAGGCGGAUCCGGGCAAUAUAAUGGAAAUUAUGGUUCUGGAACAGGUCAUAGAAGAGGAAAUCCUUUCCUAAAUGGUGGAUCAACUAGUAAUGCCAAUGCCGCAGCUAAUGCCAAUGCUAAUGCUAAUGCUGCUGGUCAGUCUGGAUCACUUGGAUAUAAUGGUGGAGGUGAAUAUCUUGGUAAUAUCGGAGCAAACAAUCCUUUCCUUAGUGGAUCUGGAAGUGCUGGAGCAAAUGCAAAUGCAAAUGCAAAUGCAAAUGCAAAUGCAAAUGCAAAUGCUAAUGCUAAUGCUCAGGGACACGGUCAAGGACAAAUUGGAGCACAGAAUCCUUUCUUAACUGGUGGAUCAAGUAAUCUUGGUAAAUAUGGUAGUCUUGGUGGAUCUAGCAAUCUUCAAACAGGGACAGGACAUUAUCAAGGACAUGUUCAAGGAAUACCUACCCAAAUUCCAUCAAAACCAAAUUGUGGUGGUUCUGGAUGUAACAACGGUCCUUCGAUAGUAAUAAUUGAUCAAAACAAACCUAAAGGUAUACCAACGACUCUACCAAAAGAAACAAAUUCUGGAUAUUAUGGUGGAAGCCAAGCAGGAAGUUUAGCAAAUGCUAAUACUGGAAGUUAUGCUGGUACACAAAAUCAACCUACCAAAGGUGCCCCAAUCAUUUUAAAUGGACCUAAUUAUGGUGGUCAGCCUAAAUAUCCAAGUACCGGACAAUCAGGAUUCUUGGGUGGAAACUAUGGAAGUGGUAGCGGGUCUGCCGGAUCCAAUGCAAAUGCUAUUUCAUCGGCUAAUGCUGGAAGUUCUGGAUCUGGAUCAGGUGGUUAUGGUGGGCAGAGUAACGUACCACUUAAAGGAAGUCCUAUUUUCGAUCUUGGAGGAUCUGGUUCAGGAAACUUGGGUGGUUAUGGAAGCGGUAGUGGCUCGGCAGGAUCCAAUGCAAAUGCUAUUUCAUCGGCUAAUGCUGGAAGUUCUGGAUCUGGUACAGGUGGUUAUGGUGGACAGAGUAAUGUACCACUUAAAGGAAGUCCUAUUUUGAGUCUUGGAGGAUCUGGUUCAGGAAACUUGGGUGGUUAUGGAAGCGGUAGUGGCUCGGCAGGAUCCAAUGCAAAUGCUAUUUCAUCGGCUAACGCUGGAAGUUCUGGAUCUGGAUCAGGUGGUUACAAUGGACAAGGUGGAUAUGGCGGAGGAUAUGGCGGUGGUUCAUCAGGUAGUUCUGGAUCUGGAGGUGGAGGAUUCGGUGGAAGUAUUGGUGGAGGUGCUUUAGGAGGAAGUUCUGGAUCUGGAAGUGGAGGAUUCGGUGGAAGUACUGGUGGAGGUGCUUUAGGAGGAUCUGGAAGUGGAGGAUUCGGUGGAAGUACUGGUGGAGGUGCUUUAGGAGGAAGUUCUGGAUCUGGAGGAUCAGGAUUUGGUGGAAGUACUGGUGGAGGUGCUUUAGGAGGAAGUUCUGGAUCUGGAGGAUCAGGUUUCGGUGGAAGUACUGGUGGAGGUGCUUUUGGUGGAAACGCUGGAUCUGGAGGCUCAGGAUUCAGUGGAAGUAAUGGUGGAGGUGCUUUUGGUGGAAACGCUGGAUCUGGAGGCUCUGGAUUUGGUGGUGGUUCUGCCGGAUCGAGUGCCAGUGCUAAUGCCGAUGCAAAUUCUGGCUCUUCUGGUGGAUUUGGUGGUUAUGGAGGUGGCAACAUAAAGGGAUCUGGAUCAGGCUUCGGAGGAUUUGGUGGACAAGGUGGUUCAAGCGGCUACGGUGGAAAUCAUGGAGGUUCGGGAAGUUUAGGUGGAGGAUACGGUUCUUCUGGAUCAAACGCUGCUGCCAAUGCCGAUGCUAGUGCCAAUGCUGGAAGUUCAGGUGGUUCAAGAGGAUCAGGAUACGGUGGGUCAAGCAUAUUAGGAGGUUAUGGAAAUAAAGGAUACGGUGGAGGAUCAGGAUCAAGCGCUUAUUCCGACGCUAACUCUUCUGCUAGUGCUGGUGGAUCGUCCCAUGCAACUUCAAAUGCAAAAUCAAGUGCAUUUUCGAGUGCCGGUGGAUCGGCCAAUGCCAAAGCUAAUGCUGAGGCAUCCAGUAGUGCUACAGGAUUCGGUUCGAAAUCAUCGGCAUCGAGUCAUGCAUCUGCUACUGCUGAUACCAGUGACAUGCUCGUAUUCGUGGACUGACCUCAACAUUCCAACGACGAUUUAUCAGGCAUUCGAUAAAGCGAUUCCUAUAUGGUUCAUUUUCGCAAAGUGACCGAAGUUAUUAAUUGCACGAUUCAACUUCUUUUUCUUUGUUUUGUUUCUUCUUUUUUUUUUGUUAUUUUAGCAAUUUUUAUAAUUCUGCGAGUAACUUUUGCCAUUAAUGUUGUAAUACAAUUGUUUUUUGUAAAUACCUUUAUUCGAUUUUUGUGCUUUUUUAUUACUUUUUUUUUUUAUAUUGAAUUAUGUCACAUUAUUUCCAAUUGUAAACAAUAUAUAAGAUUGUUGUGCCGAGUAAAAUUUUUUUUUAUAAUUUGUUUUCAUUUUUUAUUCGAAGAUAUUGCAAAAAAAAAGAUUGUGUUGUUUGGUAGGCCCAUACUUUUUAAUGGAUAUAGGAAUCGAGUAAUAUGAUAUAAUACUCGGAUUAUACAAUAUCUGCUUAACUUCCGAUAAAACACGUGACUAAUUGUUGAUAAUGUCGAAUCGAAGAUAAUAGGAACCAUUUGUUCACGUUAGAAUUAAACUUUGUACAAAACCGGUAUAGUAGUUUGUAAUACGUGUAACUAGGCAUGUCAUUGUGAACUAUAAUUGCAUUGUUCAUUUCUGUGUCUCCCUCGAGCUAUUUGUCGAUAUUGUUAAUCUUUAAUAUCUAAUAUUAAAUUAGAUAUAUAUCCUCGCUUAGAUAAAUUAUUUUGAUUUAGAAGUGACCAUAACACAUUGAUAAAACGAAAAUUAUUUCUUAUAUUUUGUUAUUCCCUCAAAAUCAUAGAAUUUACAUAAAAUUAUUUAGAAUGAAGUGUUUAGAAAAAAAAAGAACUAGAGAAAAGAAAAAUACAGUAUUUUUAUAUUCAUUUGUUAUUAAUCUUUUAUGAAACGUAUACACGCACUCAUUUACGCACCUACGUAAUUUUCAAUGUAACAUGUCAGAAAUUUAAUUGUGAUUUGUUUUUUAACUAUGAAUAUUAUGAGAUUAGGAUGAGAAAGAUAUAUAUAUAUAUAUAUGUGUGUGUGUGUGUGUGGAAGAUAAAACAACUGUAAUCAACGUUUAAUUUGUCCUAAGGAUUAUUGUACGAUUUUUUUUUUCUUUUUUUUUUGUAAUUCAUAUAUAAUUAUCAAGAAUUACUUUAACAUCGAACAUUAUUCGUUUCGGAUUUUCCUUGAAAUUCUCCUCUAUUAUCAACUUCUUAUCUUGUAUGCGCUUGACGUAAACACUCUUUCAUUCUCGUCUCUCUUACAUAAUAUUUUACUGCGCGUCUUAUUUGUAAGCACUAAAAAUUUGAAAUAAAAUUUACGAUACAUUCGA
This is a messenger RNA of Vespa velutina, 5005 nucleotides long. RefSeq lists its product as uncharacterized. NCBI's taxonomy places the organism in Eukaryota, Metazoa, Arthropoda, Insecta, Hymenoptera, Vespidae. The record is from RefSeq and is a predicted model, not a curated record. The transcript has 5 exons. The coding region runs from base 178 to 3684 and encodes 1168 amino acids.